This is a messenger RNA of Perognathus longimembris pacificus (Pacific pocket mouse), 1089 nucleotides long. RefSeq names its product vomeronasal type-1 receptor 90-like. Bases 1 to 1089 code for a protein of 362 amino acids. The transcript has a single exon. Gene Ontology annotation, molecular function: pheromone receptor activity. Gene Ontology annotation, biological process: G protein-coupled receptor signaling pathway. The record is from RefSeq and is a predicted model, not a curated record. Gene Ontology annotation, cellular component: membrane. Lineage: Eukaryota; Metazoa; Chordata; Mammalia; Rodentia; Heteromyidae.
AUGAAGCCUUUCAAAGAUGGUAAUUCCUUAUCAAUCCAGGGACACAGGAGACACAGAACAUUCCAGAUACAGUUCGAGUCCCAAUUCCUUCAUGAAGUCCAGCCUUCAGUCCCUAAAGAGCACACCAGCCCCACCUCUGAAGACCUUAGGAUUAUGAAGAUGAACACUGUUUCCCUCCAAGUUAUCACUCAACAAUUGUUUUUAUUCCAAGCUGGUACUGGAAUCUCUGCCAACAUCUUUCUUCUUUUCUUACAUAUUUUCACAUUUCUCCAAGAUUUCAGAGUUAAACCCACUGACGUGAUCAGCUGUCAUUUGGCCCUUGUUCAUAUGGUGAUGCUCCUCAUUGCACUGUGUAUUUUUUCUCCAGACAUCUUUGAAUCACAGAAACUGAAGAUUGACUACAAAUGCAAGGCAUUGAUUUUUAUGCACAGAGUGACGAGGGGUAUCUCCAUCAGUACCACCUGCCUCCUGAGUGUGUUUCAGGCCAUCACCAUCAGUCCCAGCACCUCCUGGUUAGUAAGAUUUAAACACAAAUUUACAAACUAUGUUGUCUACAUAGUUAUCAUUUUCUGGUGCUGGAAUUUAUCUAUUGGUACUUACUUUAUCUUCUAUACUGUAGUAUAUUCCAACAAAAGCCAGAAAAAUUUAAUGAGAAUCAAUAAACACUGUUCAAUUGCCUCUGUAAACCCCAUCAUCAAGGAACUAUUUUUUGUUCUGACAUUCUUCAGAGAUGUCUUCCUUGUAGGACUUAUGCUACUCUCCAGUGCGUACAUGGUGAUUCUGUUGUUCAGGCAUCAGAGGCAAUCACAGCACCUCCAUAGCACCAAGCUGACCUCAAGAGUCUCCCCAGAACAAAGGGCCACAAAGACCAUCCUGCUGCUGGUGAGUUUCUUCGUGGUCAUGUACUGGGCAGACACCAUCAUUCAUUCCUUCUCUACCUUAAUAUGGAAAUAUGAUCCAGUCCUUUUUAGUGUGCAAAAACUAGUGCUCAAUAUAUAUGCAACUGUUUGUCCUAUAAUACAAACCACUUCCCAUAAAAUUAUCAAAGCUACUGUGCAAAAUAUUAAAAAAAUCUGUGCUAUCAAUUGA